UUUGUAGAGAUGCAAAAUGUUAUUAUCAACGAGCUUGCAGAAAUAAAAGUUCUUUUAAAAGAAGUUAUAGAAAUUAAGUUUCAGGCUACUAGGGUGAAGUUGCUAGAAUCAGUGGACGAAGUGGUUACACUGGAUAAUAAACUAAAAGAUAAAACCGAGUAUACUAAUUUGCUUGAUAGUUUGAAAAAGAUUGGUGGUGGAAAGCCAAGAGAACAUGUUUUUUUGAUCAUGAAAAGGUUAUUUUCGAAUCAGUUACAGUCCAAAUUUAUUCGAAAAGGAAAUGGGGAAAAGAUAAGCUUAGAAAAUAUAGUAAAUAUAUGAAGUGUUUUACGAGGU
This is a messenger RNA of Hydra vulgaris (swiftwater hydra), 336 nucleotides long. RefSeq lists its product as uncharacterized. The record is from RefSeq and is a predicted model, not a curated record. Lineage: Eukaryota; Metazoa; Cnidaria; Hydrozoa; Anthoathecata; Hydridae.